AUGGAGGAAAUCGAACUCGUUAGUGUAAACAAAUCUUACACAUCUGGUAAUGCCAAAAUCACUGUUUUUAUUGAACCUUUCGAGGAAUGUCCUUCCUUUGAGAAGGUUACUUUUAAGAUUAAAUACGAUGAUGGUUUGUGGCCAGAGGACGGUCUUUUAAAAUUCCUUUUGAGGGAUUACUACCAUCACUUUUACUUUUUUCUGGUGAACUCUGGCACGUUUGUUUAUGACAUUAACGACAGUCUUCUCGAUGCUGUUGAAGUUUACUACUAUAAUUUAAAUCACAAGAACCCCUUGGUUGUCGGCUUCGCGUCUUUAGGCAAAGCCACUGCCUACUUUUCCUUCGACGAGUUACGGAACUCCAAAGUGUCUUCUGUCAUUGGUGAUUCAUUCUCGAGGUCUGAGCUUCCUAACUUGCUAAUCUCAUUGAACGCUAUCAUCAACUCUAAGAUUCGAUUUUUCCAAUCUGAGGGCACUAACAGGGGUAUCAAAUCCAUGUUUGAAUUUGUUGGUGUUUUUAAGGUCGUGAUUUAUACUCCUGACUUGGGUCAGGGUUUUUCUGAACACCGUUUGUUUUCCAACAACUUGUUCGACAAGUACAAGAGUUUCAACAAAAUCGGCUCCGACAUGCUCUCCAGACUCAGCAGUAAAGAUUUUAAUUCCAUUCACGUCUACUACACUUACGACAGGAGGGUUUCUCUCAUGGUUGACUUCAUUGACGACUGCCGGAAGUAUCAAUUUUUAAGGGUUGGUGAGGACUCCUGGGACUUUCAAGCUUUUGACGACUUUGAGACUGACGAGCAGCUUGUGUUAAAGCUUUCCAACCUCUACCGGGGUCUAAAGUUCAAGGUCAGUCGGCCCAUCAGUCACGGACACGUUCUUCUCGACGUAAUGGACAUUGAUGGCGUUGAGGUCACUCGUGUAAGGCGUUUUAGUUACCGUGGUCUUUAUCUUGGUCUCUUUUUUGGAUUUGUUUUUUUUCUCAGCUUCCUUCUUCUCUACUUUUUACUAGCAAACUAUGAAUUUAUCGGUCCCUUUUUAAGAAUCCGAAUAUAA
This is a messenger RNA of Theileria orientalis strain Shintoku, 1056 nucleotides long. RefSeq lists its product as hypothetical. The record is from RefSeq and is a predicted model, not a curated record. The transcript has a single exon. The coding region runs from base 1 to 1056 and encodes 351 amino acids. Lineage: Eukaryota; Apicomplexa; Aconoidasida; Piroplasmida; Theileriidae.